AUGAUCAAAUAUAUAAUCAACAAUACGGUCUUACCAAUUGUUGCAUUUAUAAUAAACAAUACUCCAAGUUUUAUAUGGGCUAUAAUUGAAUUUAUAAUAGAUAUAUGUUUCUUUUGGGUUAAACAUUUAUAUCAUAUAUAUUAUAGAAAAGAUCCAUUAAAAGAUCAUAUUAAGGAUUUAACUAAUGUUUCGAAUUAUAAUGAAUGGAAAGAAAUUGCAUUUGAAAUUGAUAAACUUACAAAUAUGGAUUUAUGGAGACAAAAUUUUAUAAGUAAACAUUAUGAUUAUGUUUUAAUUAAUGAACGUAUAAAAUUAUUAGUUGAAGCAAGAGAAAAUCAAGAUUUUCAACAAAUUAUGUCUUUGCUAAGGUCAGGAUUAAUUAGGAAUUUUGGAGGAAUUGCUCAAAAAAGAUUAUAUUUAAAAUCUUAUAUGGGUACAAAAUUUAAAAUUGAAGAAUAUAUAAAUGAAAUUUUAAAUUGUUUAGAAUUUUUAAAUGAAAGUUUAAGUAGUUCAAAUGGUGAUGAUUAUGUUAUGAAUUCAAAACAAUUAAAAUUGGAUUUUUUCCAUGAUGCAAGACAAAGUUUUGGAUCAACUGCUUUAUUAUUACAAGGUGGUUCAUUAUUUGGAUUAUGUCAUUUAGGUGUUGUUAAAGCAUUGUAUUUUAGAAGAUUAUUACCUAGAGUUAUCGGUGGUAGUGCUGUCGGUGCAGCAGUUGCUUCUCUUGUGUGUACUUUAACUGAUGAUGAAUUAAUACCAAUAUUAGUUAAUAUUGAAGAAUUGAUGAAAAAUAUAGAUGUUUUAAAUCAUGAAAUUGAUGAACGAUAUGGGAAUGUUAUUGAGAAUGUUGUUAAAAAGGGUUAUAGUCAAGAUAUCUUGUUGUUCUUAAAAUUUGUUAGAGAUACAAUUGGUGAUGUAACUUUUGAAGAAGCAUAUAUGAAAACAGGUAAAAUAUUAAACAUUGUUAUCCAUCCAACAAAUAGAAGUGUACCAUCAUUAUUAAAUUAUAUAACUGCUCCAAAUGUUAUAAUUUGGACCGCGAUUUAUGCAUCAAUUGGAACUGGAGUAUUAUCAGAUGAUAUUGCAUUAUAUGUCAAAGAUUUUAAUAAUGAAAUAGUUUUACAAACUCCUGAUAUCGAUGUCAAAUUUUUAAAACCUCAAGAUGUUAGUUAUCAAACUUCAUAUUUCCAAAGUAACAUAUCGAAUAAUAUUCAACAUCAAUCACCAUAUACUAAAUUAACUGAAUUAUUUAAUGUUAAUCACUUUGUAAUAAGUUUAGCACGUCCAUAUCUUGCACCUUUGAUUAGUAAUGAUUUGAAACAUUAUCAUGCAUCUUAUGGUAAAGUCAAAUACGAUAAAAAGAAAAAUUGUUAUGAUGGAGAAAUGUCUAAGAAAGAUAUUGAAAAAUAUACAAAAGAUACAGGUUUUAAUUUUAUGAAAAGAUUGAAGAACAUCAUAGGUAUGGAAAUUCAACAUAGAAUUGUAGUAUUGAACAAACUUGGUUUAUUAACAGAAGUAAUGAAAAGAUUAUUUAUUGAUGAAAAACCAACACAAAUGCAAUAUCUAGCAUCAAUAAGAGAAGUAACUAUCGUUCCUGAAGUUCGUUACUUAGUAAAAGAUUUCGGUAGAGUAUUUGAUGUUCAUAGAACAAUGGAAAAUAUCCCUUAUUGGGUUUUAGUAGGUGAACGAUCAGUUUGGCCUUUAUUUCCAUUAUUAUGGACAAGAUGUGCUAUUGAAUUUGCAUUAGAUGAUUUAUAUAAUUUACAUAGGAAAAGGUCUUGA
Lodderomyces jiufengensis is the source of this 1779-nucleotide messenger RNA. Its product is annotated as bifunctional triglyceride lipase/lysophosphatidylethanolamine acyltransferase. Gene Ontology annotation, biological process: lipid metabolic process. The coding region runs from base 1 to 1779 and encodes 592 amino acids. The transcript has a single exon. The record is from RefSeq and is a predicted model, not a curated record. Gene Ontology annotation, molecular function: triacylglycerol lipase activity. NCBI's taxonomy places the organism in Eukaryota, Fungi, Ascomycota, Pichiomycetes, Serinales, Debaryomycetaceae.